AAAGUCACCAACUAAGACCACCAAGGCAGCUGCAAAGCAAGAUGAUAGUACAAUGAAGAAACAAACUAGGUUAGGCCUAGAAGCUAAGAAGGAAGAAAAUCUUUCUGAUUGGUACUCUCAGGUCAUCACAAAGUCAGAGAUGAUUGAAUACUAUAAUGUCUCAGGAUGUUACAUUUUGAGGCCUUGGUCAUAUGCCAUUUGGGACUUCAUUAAAGAUUUCUUUGACAAAAAGAUCAAGGACUUAGGUGUGGAGAAUUCAUAUUUCCCUAUCUUUGUGUCUCGUGAUGCCUUAGAAAAGGAGAAGACCCAUAUUGCAGACUUCUCACCUGAGGUAGCUUGGGUAACAAGGUCAGGAUCAAGUGAAAUGGCAGAACCUGUUGCCAUCCGUCCCACUUCUGAGACUGUCAUGUAUCCUUUUGCUAAGUGGAUCCAGUCUCACCGUGAUCUACCAAUGCGUCUCAAUCAGUGGAAUAAUGUUGUACGCUGGGAGUUCAAACAACCAACACCUUUCUUAAGGACUCGUGAGUUCCUGUGGCAGGAGGGACACUCUGCCUUUGCAUCUAAACCUGAAGCUGAGGAGGAGGUUUACCAGAUUCUAGAUUUCUAUACCCAAGUCUAUGAAGAAUUGUUGGCUGUACCUGUUGUGAGAGGCAAGAAGACAGAGAAAGAGAAAUUUGCUGGAGGUGACUUCACCACAACCACAGAGGCUUUUAUUUCUGCAAGUGGUAGAGCAAUUCAAGGAGCUACAUCUCAUCAUUUGGGACAAAACUUCUCUAAAAUGUUUGAGAUAGUGUUUGAGGAUCGAGACAAAGCAGAAGAAUAUGUUUACCAAAACAGCUGGGGUCUUACAACUCGUACCAUUGGUGUAAUGGUAAUGGUUCAUGGUGAUAAUAAGGGAUUGGUGCUACCCCCAAGAGUUGCCACCGUUCAGGCAGUUAUCAUGCCUGUUGGAAUCACAGCCAAAUCCACAGAAGAAGAUAAGACCAACUUGAUUGCAGCUUGUCAAAAACUGGUGGAAGACCUGAAGACUUGAGUUCGAGCACGCUGUGACAUGCGAGACAAUGUGACUCCAGCAUGGAAGUUCAACCACUGGGAGUUGAAAGGUGUUCCUCUGAGACUGGAAUUAGGCCCUCGAGAAGUAGCAGCAGGCGAAGUUUUUGCAGUGCGUCGUGACACGGGGGAGAAGAAGGCUGUGAGCCGUGCAACUGCUGGGAAGGAAAUCAAUGCAUUACUCGACAAUAUCCAGUCAAGCCUCUUUAACCGAGCAAAGGCAGAUCUUGAUUCCCAUAAGAUUCAGGUAACCUCAUGGAAUGAUUUCACUGGCAAUCUGGACAAGGGUAAUAUUUUACUUGCACCCUUCUGUGGCCGUGAAGAAUGUGAGGAUGCCAUCAAGAAGGAUUCUGCUCGAGAGGAAGCACUUGAGCCAGGAGCACCAGCAAUGGGUGCAAAGGGGCUCUGCAUUCCUUUCGAAACAGCCGGGAGAUGUGAGUGGCCUCUCAUGUAUCUACCCCUCUUGCAAGGAAAAGCCACAGGCAUAUACCCUGUUUGGUCGGUCUUUAUUAAACACUGGCCCAUGUUCAACUGAAUUUUUAUCAUG
Messenger RNA from Penaeus indicus, 1597 nucleotides. RefSeq names its product bifunctional glutamate/proline--tRNA ligase-like. The record is from RefSeq and is a predicted model, not a curated record. NCBI's taxonomy places the organism in Eukaryota, Metazoa, Arthropoda, Malacostraca, Decapoda, Penaeidae. Gene Ontology annotation, biological process: prolyl-tRNA aminoacylation. Gene Ontology annotation, cellular component: cytoplasm; aminoacyl-tRNA synthetase multienzyme complex. Gene Ontology annotation, molecular function: proline-tRNA ligase activity; ATP binding.